AUGUAUAGAUACGUACCUCCCAUCAAUCCUUCCCUGUAUCCCACACUAGGUAUGCUUUUGACUGUCAUCGGCGUAUUCUUCAUGACGUGGUUUUUCGUCUAUGAAAUAACUGGAACCAAAUACGUUCGUGAAUUAUUUAAGGAAUUGUUAUUCUCGACUUUUGCCUCCGUCUUCAUGGGUGCUGGUAUUCUCUUUGUCGCCCUCUGGGUUGGCAUUUAUGUAUAA
Messenger RNA from Rodentolepis nana, 225 nucleotides. NCBI's taxonomy places the organism in Eukaryota, Metazoa, Platyhelminthes, Cestoda, Cyclophyllidea, Hymenolepididae. The record is from the annotation of a GenBank genome assembly.